AUGGAAACCAUUGUGAGUCCACCUCCAGGGGGAAUUUUCCGAUCUGAUGAAGCGAUUGAAUUUGGUAUUCAAAUGGACACAGGAGUUCCAGCGUUGAUUCUAUUUUACUGGGACGAUGGGAGCGGCUUGAAAGUCCUCGAGAGAACGAUCGAUGAGGUUGACCCUCUUCAAGUGUACAAGUUCAACCACUCCUACACUUCGGAUGGAAUGAAGAAUGUGACAGUGGAAGCGAGAAAUGCCCAGGGUGCUCUGAUUGGAGUAGCCAACUUUCAGACUGCUUCAGUGGAGAUCGAGAUCCAGCAUCCUGUUGAAAAUAACUGGAACCUCACGAUCUCCAGCGGUCUCACAAGCGGCAUCGUUCUGCUUCCUCCCGUUUGGGAAACCAUCCAAAACAUAACCAUGGACAUCAGAUAUGUGCUCAAAGAUGGAAUCCUUCGACCUGGAUACGGUGCAAGUGGCAGUUUCUUUCCACUGAGAUCAACAAUUGACUUCACUCCAUUAAUUGGAGCAGGUGUCAUUUCACAGCUUAGGCUGAGGCUCGCCAAUGGGACUAACUUGUUUGCACGCAACAUGACGGACCAAUUCAAUCCUAAUCUCACCGCAAUCUCCGUGGAUUUCCCAAAUGAUUCGUUAAAUAGUUUAGCCCAUCGGCCAGAACGCAUUUCGAUCAAGAAAAAUGCUCCACUUAUGGCAGAGGAGAAGGUGGCCAAUAUCACACCUGGUCAGAAUUUGAUCGCAGCUAACAAGAAAAAAGAAAUGACAUUUCUCGGUGGAAACUAUAGCGUUGUCCUAGAGGUCUACAAUAUCAUCCAAGGUUGGAUUGAAUCUCCCUUCUACGAAAUUUACAUCGACCCUUUCAUCCCCAUCACCAAUCUUACGAUCAUCAGUCCAACGGCAGAUUCAAUGUUUGCUUCGGGAGAAGAGAUAGAAGUGAGCAUAAAGAUGGAUUCUGGUGCUCCAGCUCUCAUCUACAUCUUCUGGGAUGACGGGGUAGCAUCCGUUCUGGAGACCACGAUUGAGAUGGUCGAUCCUGCCCAGUUGUACAAGUUCAAUCAUUCCUACACCUUGAUUGGAAAGAAGAAUGUGACCGUGGAAGUGAGAAAUGCCCAGGGUGCUCUGAUCGGAGUGGCCAACUUUCAGACUGCUUCAGUGGAGAUCGAAAUUCUGGAUCCUGUUCAAAACAACUGGAAUCUCAGUGUCUCGAGUGGUCUCACUAGCGGCAUCGUCCUCGUCCCCCCUGAUAAUGGAGCGCCGAAGGCGCGACCAUAG
Darwinula stevensoni is the source of this 1269-nucleotide messenger RNA. The record is from the annotation of a GenBank genome assembly. NCBI's taxonomy places the organism in Eukaryota, Metazoa, Arthropoda, Ostracoda, Podocopida, Darwinulidae.